GCCGACGUGCGCCGGGCCGCGGCCACGGCCUACGCGCUGGCCGCCCUGUGCGCGCCGGCGCGCCAGCUGCUGCGCCUGCACCUGGUGUGCCCCGCCGAGGCGGCGGCCGCGCCGCUGCCGGAGCCGGCGGACGGCGGCGAGUUCGCCCGCCUGCGCAGCUGCGCCGACGUCUUCGCCAAGCUGGCGCGCGAGGGCGCCGGGCAGCGCAACUACGCGCUGGCGGCGCGCAACGCCUCGUACCCCAACAACCUGCUGCGCAACGUGGCGCGCGCGGCGGGCGGCGGGCGCUGGGCGCUGGUGCUGGACGUGGACAUGGUGCCCAGCGCGGGGCUGCGCGAGGCCUUCCUGGCGCUGCCCGGGGCCGCGGACGAGGCGGCGCCGCGCGUCUUCGUGGUGCCCGCCUUCGAGAUCCGCCACACGCGCCGCAUCCCCGGCACCAAGGAGGAGCUGCUGCAGCUGUACCAGGUGGGCGAGAUCCGCCCCUUCUACGAGGAGCUGUGCGCCCGCUGCCAGGCGCCCACCAACUACUCCCGCUGGCUGAACCUCCCCUCCGGGGGGCCCCUGCGCGUGGUCUACGAGGUGGAGUGGCGGGACCCCUGGGAGCCCUUCUACAUCGGGGCCAGCUCCGUGCCCCCCUACGACGAGCGCUUCAAGCAGUACGGCUUCAACCGCAUCAGCCAGGCCUGCGAGCUUCACGUGGCGGGGUAUCGUUUCUCAGUGCUGAGCAACGCGUUCCUGGUGCACAAGGGUUUCAAGGUGGCGGGUGAGUUCCAUGCCGAAAAGGACGCCGAGAACCAGCGCAACAAAAUCCUCUUCCGACAAUUCAAGCAGGAGUUGAAGAGCAGGUACCCCGACUCUGAGCGGCGAUGCUGACGUCACACCUUCCCUUGCGGAGGGACAGCUGAAGCUCUUUUGAACUACGGGGGGACCCCGUGCUGGAUGCCGUCUGUCAUGCACUGAUCACAGGGGAAGGGGCCAGGCAGUCCCGGGGCUGCUCUGCCCAUUUCCUCAAGUGUGUUUGUGGCUGCUACAAAUAUUUGUGUUUCAUUUCAGGGAGCCUGUGUUUAUACACACACAGCCUGACCCUUCUGCUCAACAGUACCUUGGUUUACCUUGGGCUGCAGAAAACCCCCGAUUGUUGUUUUUAUAUUUUAUAGGACUUGUUUACAAAUUAGUUACCCCAAACUUACAUCUCAAGGGGUAAUUCAGGGGUCUGCAGUUAUUGAUACCCAGGUGUUAUUUGUGAUGGGCGUUCAUAUUUUUGGAUAAUCGUGAAAUUAUCCAGAGUAACACACUGGUAUGCCUAAUCCAUCCUAGCCUUAAAAAAAAGUCCUGUUACCUUAGUGUACAAAUCCUGUGAUGUGAGCCUUGAGAUAACUAUCUUUGGAUCUUGAUCACUGUUUCUGCUUCCUAAUGUUUGUUGUUAUUAUUUCAUUUUUAUGCCUCCCAAUAGCCCUCUGGGGAGUUUACAGAGGUUCGAGAAACACAUAUUAUAAUGAAACACUAAAUUUUCCAAAAUGUAAAAAAAUAAAUAAAAAUAAUUUAAAACUA
This is a messenger RNA of Varanus komodoensis (Komodo dragon), 1551 nucleotides long. RefSeq names its product beta-1,4-glucuronyltransferase 1 (gene B4GAT1). NCBI's taxonomy places the organism in Eukaryota, Metazoa, Chordata, Lepidosauria, Squamata, Varanidae. The annotation marks the transcript as partial. The transcript is spliced from 2 exons. Gene Ontology annotation, molecular function: glucuronosyltransferase activity. The record is from RefSeq and is a predicted model, not a curated record.